AUGUCCCAGCCCGUAUCCGUAAUGCUGCGCGACCCAGUUCCCCCGCUCCCCCUGGCGGACGAGUCCCGCCUCUCCCUCUGCCUGCGCCGCGCGCUGCUCCCCCCGCUCCCCUUCUUCGUCCCCCUCGUGGCUCCGCCAACGGCGCUGGACCAGCAGCCGAAGAAGAAGGGCAACAGGGGGACGAUGAUGCCCCCUGGGGGCGGCGGGAACGUGAUGACGCGGCAGUUCAACGAAGUGAUGAUUAACCUGGGCGUGCAGCAAGUUAAUCAGCAGAAGUUCGACGAAGCCAUCAACACGUUCACUCUGCUCCUUGACGAGCUGGGCAACAGUGCGCCGGCUCUCAUUGGCCGAGGCACCGCCUACGCGCUCUCGGGCAAGAUCAAGGAAGCCAUUGAGGAUUACUCUCUGGCAUGCGAGCUGGACCCCAAGAUGGUGGACGCAUGGCGCAGGAGGGCCCAGGCCCGAGCAGCCAUAGGGGAGGUGGACGGGGCUAUAGAGGACUUCACCACGGCGCUCAGCCUGGAGAAGGGGCAGAUGGACCUGUUGAUGGAGCGAGGCAUGGUCUAUGCAAGGGCACGGCGUUUUUACGAGGCAGCCAAAGACCUGAGGGCGGUGGUGGCCGUGAUGCCCAAGGAGGAGCUGGCGCACGUUGCUCUGGCGGAGUCUCUGGUGGGGCUGGGCGAAACAGAGGAGGCGAUGGAGAUCUACGAGAAGGUGGUGGAUGCAAACCCGGGCAACAGGAUGGCGUGGCUGUACAUGGGGCAGGCCGCCAAGGAGCUCGCCAUGCCUGACAGGGCGGAGCAGGCUUACCGCAAGGCCACUCAGCUGGAGCCCAGGUUCGCCCAAGCGUACCGCGUGUGGGCGCUACUCAAGCAUGCCAUGGGCGACCACAAGCAUGCGCUGGAGCUGGUGCGGGUGGCAAUGCAGCUCGAGCCGGAGAAUGUGGAGGGGCAUUACAUCAAGGGGUCGUGCCACCACGCGCUGGGGCAGCUGCAGGACGCGGUGACGACAUACGAUGCUCUGUUGUCCAAGCCUACACGGCAGGAGGAGCAGCCCUUACUCUUCAUGGCAUUCUACCAGAGGGAGGUGGCGCAGUUCACAGCGUCUCGCCUCAACAAGCCUCUCCGCGACUUUGACUUUGAAGACAACUUCGGGCCCGAAUUCAAGCAAGCCUGGGCGCGUCGAUCCGUGCCCACCGACCUCUUCCCAGCCUACCGCCCGCAACCAUACCGGGCGGCAUUUGACAACCAGUUGAAACCAGAGAGGCACGUGAGCGAGCAGGUGAAGCGGGGCAGGAAGGAGCUCAUCAAGGCUGCAGACACCGUUGGUGGCCGCACUCAGUACACUUCCCCCGGCUUCCUGCCCAACCAGAGACAGCACCGCGCAGCAGGCAUGGCAGCACUGGAGAUGAUGCAGGCAGCACAGGCCACGUGGAAAGAGCAGGCAGCAGCAGCGAGCAAGCAGCAGGGCAAGGGCGGCAGCAGCAGCAAGGGGCGCGCCAGCUCCAGCAGGCGAAGCGACCACUACGACGAUUACGAUGACGAUGAGGAGGAGGAUGAGGAUGAGGAUGAUGAGGAGGACGCGGGGGUGACGGUGGGAGGGUGGAGGGACCUGUACUCCAUUGCUGUGCGCUGGCGCCUGCUGUCGGAGCCCUGUGACCCCAUCGUGUGGGUCGACCAGCUCACCCAGGAGGAGUUUGAGAAGGGCUUUGGUGCCGUGACAGCAAUGGUGCAGGGGCACUCCAAGAACCUUCGCUACUAUGCCAACUACGACAGGGCCUUCGCAUUGAUCAGGGACGAGAUGUUGGAGCAGGGAGCAGUGGAGAUUGGUGAUCUAACGCAGAAAUACGAGAUUCCUGUUGAGAUGGACGCUGAGGUGGAAGCAGCGGAAACACCGGAGGAGCUGUGGAACGUGGUGGGGCAGAACUUCCUCAUCACCGUGCCCUGCUUCUCCACCGAGCAGCCCGACUAUAUGUUGAACGGGACAACCCUUGCCGUCCGAAAGCUGGGCGAUGGCGCGUUUGACUUUGCUAUCAAGAUGCCCCUCACGCCCCCCCGGUGGAAGGAGUACGAUGCUGAGCUCACUGCCGCAUGGAAGAACCUGUGUGAGGUGAUGGCAGACGCCAAGAAGAGCAAGGACGACAAGCUCGUGAAGACCGCCAUUCUGCGAGUCGUCUACUACUGGUACAACUUCUCUCCCCUGUCUCGGGGUUCUGCCAUGGCCGGCUAUUCCAGCUUGCUCGGUCUUUUCCUCGCCGCCGGCAAGGAGAUCACCGCCAAGCCGCCUCCGGACGUUCAGCUCGACUGGGAGGCCAUCUUGUCACCCACACUGGAGGAGUUUAUAACGAGGAUAUCCAAGUGGCUCUUUGUGGGUGCAACCGACGGCUCGGAUUUCCACGAGCUCUUAGAUGUGCACGAGGCGUUCCCCACCGUUGGAUCGGCCAUCCGCAUGCUAUCCAAAUACUAG
Messenger RNA from Closterium sp. Naga37s-1, 2466 nucleotides. Lineage: Eukaryota; Viridiplantae; Streptophyta; Zygnematophyceae; Desmidiales; Closteriaceae. The record is from the annotation of a GenBank genome assembly.